Molecule: messenger RNA, 1099 nt
Organism: Monosiga brevicollis MX1
Lineage: Eukaryota; Choanoflagellata; Craspedida; Salpingoecidae
Exons: 12
Coding region: 15-1022 (335 amino acids)
Biological process (GO): regulation of signal transduction; regulation of dephosphorylation
Cellular component (GO): cytosol
Molecular function (GO): protein phosphatase 2A binding
Source: RefSeq, a predicted model, not a curated record
GGAUAAGGAAAAGCAUGGCUGAGGCGGGUGGGGAUUCCAUCGCGCAGCUCUUGAGCGAGGCCGAGGCUACGGUGGCCAGUUGUGAGCGCAGCCAUGAGGCCGUCGAACGUGCUGUGCGGCAACUUCAGAGCUUGGCAGACCUAGUCUCUCACGCUAACCUGUUUUCCUCCAACGAGGCCUACGAUGAGUGCAGCAAUGAUACAUUGAGGUGCCUCUCGGUUCCCUUUUGGCUGGCUGAUGUCACUGCUCGCCGCGUGCCUUCACGAGAAGACCCUGAACGGGAUGCGAAGCGGAUCUUUAUUCUCAAGCAAACCUUGCAAUACUAUCAAAAGUUUCUGGCUGAUUUGAACCAGCUUCAGUUUCCUUUCGCAUCGGCAGAGAUGCUAGAAGCUUAUGUUGAGAGUACACCUGGUAUCCGUCGUUCUCGCGAGGUCAAAAUCGAGCACUUGAAGGCUCUUCGCCAGACGGAAGGCACAGUGCAGGAGUUGCGCGCGGCAAUUGACCGCGCCGAAGCACAAGACGAUGAAGAUCUGGCUCGCCAGCACAUCAUUGCUCUCUUGCAUAUGCAGUUGUUGAAGGCCUGUGAAGCCAUCGAUAUGCUUGGCUUCGAGCUGAAGAUGCUGGAGGAUAUUGAAGAACGGCGGCGUAACAACGAGGAGAUCAUGAUGCGACCUCCCACCAAUGCCGAUCGGCCCCCGGAGAAGCCACUGGUCUUAACCAAGGAAAUGGUUCAGCAUAUGGCAGUAACGGGUAAAAGCGUUGAUCGAGCCAACUUCAAACUUUUGACUCGUGGUUAUGGCCCGAUUGGAGCUCCGACCAUGUCUUUGGAGGAAGUUGCUGAUCGCGAAGUGCGUGAGGCUCUUGAGCGACAGGCACAGGAGAAGCUUGCAGCUGCAAACAAACAGGAGCUCCCCGAGAACAGCGAGGAGGCUGAUUAUGUGGAUGCGAUGCAGGGGCGUGCGGAGAGUGACUACUGGGACAAUCACAAGCGCGGUGAAGGCAAUCGAUAUAAUCAUGGCUGAGCGUGCCAGGCACUCAAUUAUCUUUGUGCUUCGAGUCUGUGUCUGAUUGUCCCUGGUAAUCUUCAAUCCAUGCCUUU